Notolabrus celidotus (New Zealand spotty) is the source of this 3768-nucleotide messenger RNA. It is a transcript of the gene cpne1, whose product is annotated as copine I. The coding region runs from base 145 to 1752 and encodes 535 amino acids. Lineage: Eukaryota; Metazoa; Chordata; Actinopteri; Labriformes; Labridae. Gene Ontology annotation, cellular component: plasma membrane. Gene Ontology annotation, biological process: regulation of canonical NF-kappaB signal transduction; cellular response to calcium ion; positive regulation of tumor necrosis factor-mediated signaling pathway. The transcript has 16 exons. Gene Ontology annotation, molecular function: calcium-dependent phospholipid binding. The record is from RefSeq and is a predicted model, not a curated record.
CCAACCAGGACGCGGCAUUCUAUCCGCUUGUCCAAUCACCGAGCAGUGUGUUGAACUGCCGCUCCCUGUUAGCUUCAGCUGCUACACGGUGACAGUCAGGCGUUUUCUGUUUGAGUUACCGUUAAAAAACAAACUCCAGCUGCGAUGGCAACUGACUGUAUCUCUAAGAUUGAGCUCUGCGUCUCCUGCACUGACCUGCUGGACAAAGACGUGGGCUCAAAGUCCGACCCUCUGUGCGUGCUGCUGCAGAAGUCCGGAGACAAAUGGACGGAGCUGGGUCGCACUGAGCAUUUGGUUAACUCCUCCAGUCCGUCGUUCAGUCAGCGUCUCAGGAUCGAUUAUCACUUUGAGACGGUGCAGAAUGUGAAGCUGGGGGUCUACGACAUCGACAACAAGAGCGCCGACCUCGGGGAUGAUGACUACCUGGGAGGGGUGGAGCUAACGCUGGGACAGAUCGUUUCCAGUAAAACCAUUACCAGACCUCUGCAGCUGAAGAAAGGCAAACCUGCAGGGAAAGGAGCCAUCACUAUCACAGCAGAGGAGAUAAAGGACAACAGAGCCAUUCAGCUGGAGUUUGAGGCUAAAAAACUCGACAAGAAGGACACGUUUGGAAAGUCCGAUCCCUUCCUGGAGAUUUCCAAACAGGGAGACGAUGGAAAGUGGCAGCUGGUGCACAGAACAGAGGUGGUGCAGAACAAUCUGAAUCCCACCUGGAAGAAGUUCACGAUCCCCCUUCAGACGUUCUGCUGCAGUGAUCUUGAACGGCCGCUGAAGGUGGAUUGCUCCGACCAUGACAGCGACGGCUCUCAUGAUCUGAUUGGUUCCUUCACCACUAAAGUGUCCGAGCUGCAGAAAACUGCGCACGGUUCACUGGUGGAGUUUGACUGCAUCCACCCUGACAAACAGAAGAAGAAGAAGAGCUACAAGAACUCCGGAGUUGUGUCUGUGAAGAGCUGCAAGAUGGUGACUCAGUACACCUUCCUGGACUAUGUGAUGGGCGGCUGCCAGAUCAACUUCACCGUUGGGAUCGACUUCACCGGCUCUAACGGGGAUCCUCGCUCGGCCAACUCUCUCCACUACCUGAGUCCAGACGGGCUGAACCAGUACCUGUCUGCUCUGUGGUCUGUGGGUCAAGUGGUCCAGGACUACGACACUGAUAAACUCUUCCCGGCUUUCGGUUUUGGUGCCAAACUGCCUCCAGACUACCAGGCUGCACACCACGAGUUCGCCCUCAACUUCAACCCCACAAACCCGUACUGCCAAGGUAUUCAGGGGAUUGUUGAAGCCUACAGGAUGGUUUUGCCUCAGCUGAGACUCUCUGGACCAACAAACUUCUCUCCCAUCAUCACUCAUGUCGCUUCCAUCGCUGCGACGGCUGCACAGACCAACGAUGCCUCUCAAUACUUCGUCCUCCUCAUCCUCACAGAUGGUGAGAUCACCGACUUUGACCAGACGAGAGACGCCAUCGUCAGGGCGUCGAGGCUCCCGCUGUCAAUCAUCAUCGUGGGGGUGGGGCCAGCAGACUUUAAGGCCAUGGAGCUUCUGGACGGAGACGACGGCAAGCUGAGGUCAACGGUGGGAGAGGCCGUCGCCAGAGACAUCGUCCAGUUCGUCCCCUUGAGGCAGUUUAAAGAUGCUCCCCAGGCGGCUCUGGCUCAGUCUGUCCUUGCUGAAGUUCCCAACCAGGUGGUCUCUUACUUUAAAAUGAGAGGUCUGGAUCCACCUAAACCAAAAGCUGCCCCCAAAUCCUAAAACCAGCAUCCCAACCACCUCCCCCCCCCCCCCCUAAACCCCCACCACCACCAUCAAACCUUAACCCACAGCGAGCACUCCCCCUGACCAAUCACCAUGCUGAAGGCCCUCAUGCCCCCCAUUCCAGGGUCAGACCACUGCUACGAGACCACUCUGAUGACUCUCAGCCAAUCACAACGCAACACUGAGCUGUCAGCCAAUCAGAACGCCAUGAGGAGGACACUCCAUGUUUUUGUAUUAUCACUUUGCUUUUAGAUAAAUGAGAUGAUUAUUUUCGUGUUGCUGACUCACUAACCCUUUCUGCUGCUUGCGAACUAACUAUGCAAAUAACAUGUUUACUAACAUGCACAACAAUCACAGAGCCACACACACAGGGGGAGGAGAAACUGGUUGUGUUUAGCUCUACACUCGGCUUCUCAGUGAGGUGGUGACACACUGUACAUCAGCUGUGUAUGUGUGGCUCUGCCUAGCUUGAUUCAGGUAUCGAUACUUUGCACUUUGCUUUUGCUCUAAAUGCUGGAAUUAUGAAUGUAAGUAUUUACUCUCUAUCAUAGCUUUAACUCUAAUGCCUUAUUAUAAACUCGCCUUACUCUCAUCCUGUGUGACUUUACACACUUCUGCUGCUGCUUCUUCCUGAGUGUUGGACCGCUCUGCGACGACUUUCUGUGGUGUGUUGAUGCUGCCAUCUCAGCUCAUCGCAGCUUCAGACGUGAUGUGAGUUCAUGUUGGCGUAAAAUCUGUCUGCAUUAUCGUGAGACUUCAAGUUGUAGAUAAUAAUCUGUCAAACAGUUAAUCUCCUAACCGUUGCACGAUAAUGACUUCAAGUUAACGCACUAUGACCACAACACAGCAUCCAACAGAGCGAGAGUCUGAAUACCUGCUCUCAUUUAUCUCAGUUUGACACCGCUCCUCUCUGCAGGGAAACGACUUUAACACCCUUGAAUGUGUCAAAACUCAUGUUUACUGCAGCAAAGCCACAGUGAUGUUAGAAAUAUGCACAGCUCAUGCAUGAGUUACAGCCAAAGCCUCAUCUGCAGCCACUUAACAUCACUUUUAGCCUUUUAAAAAUGACCAGUUUUGCUCCGUACAUAAAAACGUGUCAAAUUUUUACAGUUAUUCAUUCCGCCUUUUUUCAAAGUCCAUUUUUACAGAGUUAAGAUAUGUUUUCUGUGUUUGCCAACGUAAAAUAAUCUUAAUGCUGGGAACUAAUUCGCAUAUCCAUCAGAUCUGCUAUCAAAAGUUGCAGGAUUUAGAAAAGUUUUCUGUUUGCCGACGUAAAAUAAUUUUAAUGCUGGGAACUAAUUAGCAUAUCCAACAGAUCUGCUAUCAAAAGUUGCAGGAUUUAGAAAAUAAAAACUCCCAAAUGCCAAAAUUUUAAAGAAUUAAUCUUCCAGAAAUGUCAACAAUAUUUCCGAUUUGAUAAAGGUACAUGUCAUUUAGCCUUUAAAGAUGGAAUGCACUUGAAAGCUUCACGAAAGCUGAUUUAUUGGACCAUGAGUUCACAUUGUUUCCAUAUUUUUUUAUGUCAUACUGUAGUUUGAAAUUGGCGGCCAUAUUGUAUUCUUUUUGUGCCUUCAUUGUUUUAUACGUCAGUGUUUGAGUUGAAGGGAAAUAGCGUUAUCAAACAUGUGGUUUACGUUGCUUAAAGGCUUCAAAUUAUCAAUAUUGAUGCCAAAAAAAGAUAUAUAUCUGCAGAAAUAAGCAUCAUGAACAUCCACGUUAUUGUCACUUUAAAACAGGCUGCACGGUCACAUGAUGAUGCAGCUAUUCUUACAAUGCUGUUUCUGCUUAUCUUGAAAAUGAACUCCACCUCCCAGAAGGCUUUGCACACCAGUGCAGCUCAAAGUGAUUCCUGGCUGGCUCAUUUUUCAAUCUGUUUGAGUGACCACCAGCUCUACUCCUCAAUUAUGCAGCUAACUAACCAGUUAAACUGAACCAGUCUAACCAGUAACAACAUCUCUGUUUUAGCUUUGCCUGUUAAAAUGAAUCAAUAAAACAACUUUGGGAAAGAAGAAA